Molecule: messenger RNA, 765 nt
Organism: Branchiostoma floridae (Florida lancelet)
Lineage: Eukaryota; Metazoa; Chordata; Leptocardii; Amphioxiformes; Branchiostomatidae
Product: receptor-interacting serine/threonine-protein kinase 2-like
Exons: 7
Coding region: 1-765 (254 amino acids)
Biological process (GO): protein phosphorylation
Molecular function (GO): protein kinase activity; ATP binding
Source: RefSeq, a predicted model, not a curated record
AUGUCUGGUGAGCAAGAGCUUCUGUACUCUGAGGCGAGGAAACUGAACCUGGGAAGCCGAUCAGACCACGUCAUCAGUCUGCUGGGGGUCUGCCUGGACCCAAACUUCGCCAUCGUGAUGCCCUACAUGGAGAACGGCUCUCUGGCCGGGCUGCUGCGGGAUGUGGACGUGCCCUGGGCCCUGAGGUGGAGAAUGGCGCACGAGAUCUCCCUGGGGAUGACUUUCCUGCACUGCCAGAACCCGCAGAUUCUCCACUGUGAUCUGAAGGCAGAGAACGUGCUACUGGAUGGGGACUUCCACGUGAAGAUCUCAGACUUCGGACUGUCCAAGUGGAAAGCCGAAUCUCGUGUCGUCACUAAAACCAGCCCGGAAGGAAGCACCAUCACGCAUGCGCCGCCGGAGUUCCAUUCGAACAUCAACCUGGUUCCCAACACCAAGUUUGAUGUCUACAGCUUUGGGGUGCUGCUGUGGGAGAUUGUUACUAGAAGGCAGCCGUAUGCACUUGCUGCCAACUCGGCCCUGAUCUCCAUGGCGGUCACCAUGGGUCAACGACCUGACCUGACCCUGAUCCCCACCGACCGGGAGGACGUGACGUCAGUGAGCGAACUGAUGCAGACAUGCUGGAGUCAGAACCCGGAGGACAGGCCCACAUUCGACGACUGUGCUGACCGACUCCGCCAUGUGAAGGACAGGUUUAGCCGGGAGGAGAUUCGACAGGCCAUCAUCACUGUGGAGAAGAUGAAGACUGCAGCUAGCAAGAAGUAA